AAGUCCACAAUUCAAAUCUGUAACACAUGAAUGGCGAGAACAACAACUCCAAGUGGUAGUUAGGACGGCUCAAACGUCACCGCCAUCCCGCCACAAACUUCCCUCCUCCGACCACCACCACCGACAUCUCCGACCAAAUCAUAUGAUCCAAACAAACAUGUCAUAUAUAAUCAAAAAGAUUCUAGAAUCUGCAAAUCUUUUUAAUUCAACCAACCCCACAUCAACUUCAACUUCAUCAAACAUUUCAAAUUCAAAUUCAAACAACAAUGAAUCUUUGUCUGAUCGAAUUGUUGUUUGUGGGUCAUCAACAGGAGAAUUCGACCGAAUUCCGGUUGAUGUGUUUAUGCAAAUACUGAAAUUGUUGGGACCAAAAGAAGCUGCUAAGCUUACUGUGAUUUGUAAGUCAUGGAAAUUGAUAGUUUCAGAUAAUAUGUUUUGGAUUUCUUAUUUGCAGAAGUUGGAGGGUCCUUGGGAUUCUAUGUUUUUCGCAGAAACUAGUCUGCGGUCUGGGUAUCCUCUUCGAACAUAUCCUUCUCAGAUGCAAUCAUUUAUGCAAAUUUAUGGUCAACGAGCACGGGUUCCUGGAGCUAUUAUCGUUGACGGUGGUUCUGGCUAUUGCAAAUUUGGUUGGAGCAAAUACGACUCUCCAUCUGGGCGUGCUGCAACAUUUUUGGAAUUUGGUAACCUCGAGUCUCCAAUGUACUCCAGGCUUCGUCACUUUUUUGCGACAAUAUAUAGCAGGAUGCAGGUGAAAUCAUCUACACAGCCAACAGUUCUCUCGAUUCCAAUUAUCCAUUAUGAAGAUACACAAGCAGCAAAAACUGCUAGACGGCGACUAAAAGAGGCCAUCUAUUUGGCAAUGUUUGACAUGAAUGUUCCUUCAGUCUGUGCAGUCAGCCAGGCGACUUUAGCUUUAUUUGCGGCAAGAAAAACAUCAGGAAUUCUUGUCAAUAUCGGAUUUAAUCAGACAACUGUCGUGCCAAUUUUACAUGGUAAGAUAAUGUACAAAGUGGGUGUGGAAGCAAUGGGAGUUGGAGCUUUGAAGCUUACUGGAUACCUUAGGGAGCAGAUGCAGCAGAGAAAUCUACAUUUUUCUUCAUUGUACACAGUGCGCACAUUAAAAGAGAACCUUUGUUAUGUUGCUAUUGACUAUGAAGCUGAAUUGCGGAAGGUUACAGAAGCAUCAUAUGAAGUUCCCGUUGAAGGUUGGUUUACUCUUAAGCAGGAGCGUUAUCGAACAGGAGAGAUUUUAUUCCAGCCACACAUUGCAGGAUUGAAUGCAAUGGGUUUGCAUCAAGCAGUGCAACUUUGCAUUGAACGUUGCCAUGUGGCAGGACUGACCCCUGAUGACUCUUGGUUCAAGACCGUUGUCUUGGCUGGAGGCAGUGCGUGUUUACCAGGGCUAGUAGAAAGAUUAGAGAAAGAACUGCGUGCUGCUCUUCCUCCAUCUGUAUCCAAUGGAUUACGAGUCAUUCCACCUCCAUAUGGUGCAGAUUCAGCAUGGUAUGGGGCAAAGCUUCUCAGCAAUUUGAGCACCUUUCCGGAUUCUUGGUGCAUCGACAAAAGGGAUUUUCGACCCAAGUCCAGAAGAAACUUCUUAUGGUGAAGUUCGAUUGUUUUCUGAGUCAGAAGUUUCAGGAUCAUUGUCCGUAAUCCUGGCUUCUUAAAUCUUAACAUUAAUUAAGUUACAACACAUCAUAAGCCACUAUAGGCAAUAAAGGGUCAUGUUAUGUAAUUAUUGACUUGUGCAGCCUGUGUAUCAUAAAUUCAUAAUACGCCUGUUAUGGGUAAUGCAACUCUGUAAUAAUAAGCCUUCCAUAGACAAAUAAAUUUUGAUGAA
Molecule: messenger RNA, 1840 nt
Organism: Erigeron canadensis
Lineage: Eukaryota; Viridiplantae; Streptophyta; Magnoliopsida; Asterales; Asteraceae
Product: actin-related protein 8-like
Exons: 12
Coding region: 143-1606 (487 amino acids)
Molecular function (GO): protein binding
Source: RefSeq, a predicted model, not a curated record